This is a messenger RNA of Xiphophorus maculatus (southern platyfish), 3113 nucleotides long. RefSeq names its product ethanolamine kinase 1 (gene etnk1). Gene Ontology annotation, cellular component: cytoplasm. Gene Ontology annotation, biological process: phosphatidylethanolamine biosynthetic process. Gene Ontology annotation, molecular function: ethanolamine kinase activity. NCBI's taxonomy places the organism in Eukaryota, Metazoa, Chordata, Actinopteri, Cyprinodontiformes, Poeciliidae. The transcript has 8 exons. The record is from RefSeq and is a predicted model, not a curated record. Bases 163 to 1236 code for a protein of 357 amino acids.
CGGAUGGGUGGUUCUUUCUGAGAGGCGUUGCCAUACAGCGACUGCACCAGGAAUAUAUACCCGCAGUCACUUACUCUGUUUCAUACGUUGCGCACCGCGUUGCCAUUUCUAAGCACCGCUUACUUCGCCGUGUGAGUUAUCUUGUGAAACGCUGUCUUCGCCAUGGCCGACUACAUUCACGUCCCAGACGAGGCUCCCGCUGUGCCCAAAAUAGAUGUGACGGUCGAUGAGAACGACUACCGACCCGGUGCAUUGCGGCUAAUGAAGGAGCUCAGACCAAGCUGGAAGCCGUCCGAAAUUAAAAUGAAGUUUUUCACUGAUGGAAUAACCAACAAGCUGCUUGGCUGCUAUGUGGGCGCAGUCAUGCAGGAUGUGGUCCUGGUCCGCAUUUAUGGCAACAAAACGGAGCUGCUGGUCGACCGGGACAACGAGAUUAAAAGUUUCAGAGUGCUGCAUGCGCACCGCUGUGCCCCCCGCCUUUACUGCACCUUCAACAAUGGCCUCUGCUACGAAUUUCUGCAAGGAACCGCCUUGGAACCGGAGCAUAUCCGUAGCCAAGCUGUUUUCAGGCUUAUUGCGAGACAGCUGGCCAAGUACCAUGCCAUCCACGCCCACAAUGGCUGGGUUCCCCGCUCUGACCUGUGGCUGAAGAUGGGCAAGUACUUUGCGCUCAUUUCCAAGUGCUUCCAGGAUCAUGACAGGUUGAACAUGGAGGUCCCCGGCCCUCAGUCCCUCAGCAAAGAGCUGCUGUGGCUGCAGCAGAGCUUGUCAGUGCUGGGCUCUCCUGUAGUUCUUUGCCACAACGAUCUGCUUUGCAAAAACAUCAUUUAUAACCAGAGGGAAGGCAGUGUAAAGUUCAUUGACUACGAGUAUGCAGGGUACAAUUACCAAGCCUAUGAUAUUGGGAAUCAUUUCAAUGAGUUUGCUGGCCUGAAUGAAGUGGACUAUAGUCACUACCCGGAGCGGGCCUUUCAGCUACAGUGGCUGCGCUCGUACCUGGAGGCCUACAAGGAGCACAAGGGCCAGGAUGGUGAGGUCACAGACACAGAGGUGGAGAUCCUGUACGUUCAAGUCAACAAGUUUGCUUUGGCGUCUCAUUUCUUCUGGGGUCUCUGGGCACUGAUUCAAUCCAGGUUCUCCACCAUCGACUUUGACUUCCUUGGAUAUGCAAAGCUGCGCUUCAACCAGUACUUCAAGAUGAAACCAGAGACGGCUGCUCUGACAUUACCCGAAUAAAACUUAACAAUUUCUCUCUUCUUCUUCCUCCUGCUUUCUCCCUGCCUGCACCCUCAUAUGAUGACUGCAGGGCGCCCUCUAGAGGACUGUGUUGAAAUUCCCUUUUGGUUCCCAUUGUCCUUUCUUUCCAAAGGAAAAUGUACCUUAUGGGUUAAAAUGGAGGACCUGUUAUAAUGUGAAGCCCAUGUGACUAAAUGGUUCUUAUUUAGUCAUUUUUGUACUGAUACUAUCUGGGAUGUGGGCAUUAGAUCAGCAUACUGUACUCUGUACUUCACUGUAUAAGCUGUUACAGAGACAAAACAAAGUCUCCUUCAAAACAGAUAUGGAGCAGGCACCUGAUAGGCUGGGAUUUUUUUUUUCUAAUCUGGAUUAUAAUAAUACUGGCAAACAUGGAGAGACUUAAGGGUAAAAAGGAGGAGAUAAAAAAAAAAAAAAAAACACGACACAAAGGCGGUUUUGUGUUCCAAGAAAUAGAUACGGGACGACUCCUUUUUGAAUCUCAUGUGAUACGAGUUUCGUUCCCCACCCCUUUCCUCCUGGCUUUGUUGUCACCCUUAUGUUACCUUGUACUGUACAUAUAUGGGUGCUACACCAGAGUAGCCACGCAGUCACUGCUGAGCAGCUAGACGAGGGCUGUUUUGUUUGCAAACAGCGACUUGUAGGAAGGCGUCACGUGUUUAAUUCUGACGAGUUGUGAGUCACUGGAUCGCCUUUUCAACUUGGUGUAAAUUUCAUGCUUUCUUUGGCACUUGUAUGUUUUUCUUUUUUUUUUUUUCCUUUUUUUUUUCAUGGUUAGCUGCUUCCAGGAAUUUGAACAUUCCAUGUUCAUAAGGUCGUGCAGGAAACAUGGUUGCACCCGUACGAUGGGUCAGGAGUGCCAGCGGGAUUGAAGUCGCUACUGUUUUAGACAAGACCAAACCAUUACACUGUCCGUAUGGGGAUUCUCUGUGGUAUUCCAUCAGUUUGCUGUUCAGUUCUGGUUGUCUUCGUGUGCUACACACUGACCACUCCUAAAUCGAACGUCUCAAAUGUCUGAGCCAGUGCUUGGAGACGAGGUGCAGCAUGGUGAAUGUUCUUGUUUAAAAUAGGCAUGGGCUGGAAUGCCAUUUCCAGAAAUGACCUUUGUAACAAAAAUAAUCUCUAGAUUUAUACACCAAAUGUAAAAUAAACAUGUAAAACAUGAUCCAAUUGAUUUUGUUUUUAGUGGAAAAUUCCUACUGCUAUUUAAAACCGUACGACAUUGCUUAGUGGUUAUGUUUUAGAUUAUUUUGAUACCGAAAUAUAGAAAGAACCCGAGCCAAAUCUGGUUGGAAUCUUCAAGCAUACAUGCUCGUUACAGCUUUUAGCAUUGGCAGUCUAACUAGUCAGGACAAACUUUGGUCACUGUGGCACAUUUUCUGGCAUCUCAUCAAAAGGACCAUAAAUUGUAUUUUGUUGUUUUCGUUUCACCUUGAUGUCGGUAAUUGGCCCAUGCCUAGUUUAAAGCUCAAAUUAGUCGGAUGACGAGUUUGUUGGGGAGGGAAAUGGCCUCUUGAUAUCAAAAACCGAUUUAUUCUUCACUUUCAAACAAGCCAAGACCAAAGUGCUGCCACCUUGCUUGUACAUUGUGCACAUUUCUGUUUUGACAUGGAGUUAGUUCUAUUUUUUUAUGUAUAUAUUUUGAAAUGGAGCUCCUGUUCCACGGACACAGUCCAGCCUGGAAUGUUGUGUGAAAUGUUUCUGCACAUUACCUGCUAAGGAGUUGGUUUCCCUGUGUGACAUGUGAAAGCACAUAUUUCACACUUCUAGUAAGUGACUCUUGGAGCCUGUUGACUUGUUUUUCUUGGCGACGUAGUGAAGAAUAAACUGACAGUUUGAGUUGAACCCAAUCUAAUGUA